CAUGUAGAUCUAAUUCAAAGACAAAACAAAGAGCAAGAACUAGAAAAGAAGAAGUAAAAAAUGAGUACCAAACCCAAGUACGUCUCUUCUGCCCUGCUCUUCUUCCUCUUCUACCAUCUCUUUCUUCACCAUUCACAAGCUCAAAUAGUAUCAAGACCAGUCACUGAAGGCUACACCUGCACAGCCAACCAGAGCAGCUAUCCAUGCCAAACCUAUGUCUUUUACAGAGCCUCGGCUCCUGACUUCCUUGACCUUGCCACCAUAGGUGACCUCUUCUCUGUUAGCCGCUUCAUGAUUUCAAAACCAAGCAACAUCUCCUCCUCAAACGCAACUCUCGUCUCUGGCCAGCCUCUCUUUAUCCCAAUCCCUUGUUCCUGCAAUUCUCCCAACACCACCAUGACCAUUUCUUAUGCCAAUCUCUCAGUCACAAUCAAAUCAGGUGACACUUUUUUCCGCCUCUCAAGCCGCAGUUUUCAAAACCUCACCACAUACCAAUCUGUUGAGCUUGUUAACCCUCAUCUUGAGGCUACCAACUUGACAAUUGGUGUCACUGCAUUAUUUCCGAUCUUUUGCAAGUGCCCAAACAGAACCCAGUUGCAGAACCAAGUCAAUUAUCUCGUCUCCUAUGUGUUUCAGCCUUCUGAUAACAUAUCAGCAGUUGCUUCACUGUUUGGGGUGCAGGCAAAAUCUAUAACUGAUGUUAAUGGCAAUAACAUUCAGCCUUUUGACACCAUUUUUGUACCAGUGACUCAGCUUCCAGAGCUUUCACAGCCUGAUGUUACUCCUUCUGCUGCAACUUCUGUGAAGACUGAGAGGAAAGGGUUAAUAAGAGGAUUGGCAAUUGCGUUGGGGAUCACUGGGUUUUUGUUGAUUUUGGUUGUUGGGUUUUCAAUUUACAGAGAUGGUAAGUUGAAAAAGAGGGUACGUAGGAAGGGAGAUGAGGAGAAGGAGAACCAGGUUCUGUAUAGGAGCAAGCAGGGAUCUAAGAAGUCAAAGGAAAUGGAGGUGAGUUUGAUGGCUGAUGUUUCAGAUUGCUUGGACAAGUACAGAGUGUUUGGAAUUGAAGACUUGAGAGAGGCUACAAAUGGAUUCAGAGAGAAUAGCUUGAUUGAAGGCUCUGUUUACAGAGGUUCCAUUAAUGGUGAGCUCUAUGCCAUCAAGAAGAUGAAGUGGAAUGCCUGUGAGGAGCUCAAGAUCUUACAAAAGGUAAACCAUGGAAAUUUGGUGAAGCUAGAGGGCUUCUGCAUAGACCAUGACGAUGAUUGUUGCUAUCUAAUUUACGAGUUUGUCGAAAAUGGUUCUCUAUAUUCAUGGCUGCAUGAAAACCAGAAUGAAAAAUUGGGUUGGAAAACAAGGCUGCGAGUUGCUAUUGAUGUUGCCAAUGGUCUCCAAUACAUUCAUGAGCACACAAGGCCAAAGGUUGUGCAUAAAGACGUCAAGAGCAGCAAUAUUCUCUUAGACUCAAACAUGAGAGCCAAAAUAGCCAAUUUUGGGCUAGCAAAGACUGGUUGCAAUGCCAUAACAAUGCACAUUGUUGGAACUCAAGGCUACAUUGCACCGGAGUAUCUAGCUGAUGGGGUGGUGUCAACAAAAAUGGAUGUGUUCUCUUUCGGGGUGGUUUUGCUCGAGCUUGUUUCGGGGAAGCCUGCCAUUGAUGAAGAUGGGAAUGUUUUGUGGGCAAGCGCUGGUAGGAUUUUGGAGGGGAAUGAGGAAGAGAAGGCAAGGAAACUGCAUGAGUGGGUGGACAGGGAACUUUUCUUGGAGUCUUGCUCAAUGGAAAGCAUAGUGAAUGUUUUGACUGUUGCCAUUGCUUGUGUGCAUAGAGAUCCUUCAAAAAGGCCAAGUAUGGUGGACAUUGUUUAUGCCUUGUGCAAGAGUGAUGAUCUGUUUUUUGACAUCUCCGAUGAUGGAUUAUCGGCUCCCCCAGUACGAGCGAGCUGGUGAAACAGGAUACGGAGUUUGACUUUAUAGCAGCAGAGAGAGUAUGUCAGAGUGACGACCAAAUCCAACAACUGACGGAAGCUUAUGAAACAAGUGGGGCAGAGAAAGUGGAAAGGACAGGACCCAGCUCUAGCCUCCCAGCUUCUAAAAACCCGACUGUUAACUUGAUUUGAAUUAUAUCAGCGAAGAAAUAAAAGGGUUGGAGGAACCUAAUAGCUGGGAAAGAGAAGCAUUAGGUGCCAAAAUUCUAAUUGAAGGCCCAUUAAAUUACCAAGAACACAGCAAGAGUAUAGGAAGUAAGAACUCUAUGGUCUUGUAGAUCACGUCACUUGUCCGGCACACACAGACAAAAAGAUUCGUAUAUUGAGAUUAGACCAGUAUGAAAUUCAA
Prunus dulcis (almond) is the source of this 2331-nucleotide messenger RNA. RefSeq names its product serine/threonine receptor-like kinase NFP. The transcript is spliced from 3 exons. Gene Ontology annotation, molecular function: protein kinase activity; ATP binding. NCBI's taxonomy places the organism in Eukaryota, Viridiplantae, Streptophyta, Magnoliopsida, Rosales, Rosaceae. Gene Ontology annotation, biological process: protein phosphorylation. The record is from RefSeq and is a predicted model, not a curated record. The coding region runs from base 61 to 1944 and encodes 627 amino acids.